Molecule: messenger RNA, 2296 nt
Organism: Benincasa hispida (wax gourd)
Lineage: Eukaryota; Viridiplantae; Streptophyta; Magnoliopsida; Cucurbitales; Cucurbitaceae
Source: RefSeq, a predicted model, not a curated record
UUAUCUUAAACACCUGUAAUUUUUUGUCUCUGUUAGAAAGCUUUAGAAAGUAUAGCAUGAGAAUGAUAUCUCUAAGUAAUCGAAUAUGAAGGGUUCCAUGUCAAUAUUGUAUCCAUAUUUAUUGUAAUGAACAAAAUUCUCUGCCAAAGUGUAGCUUAGGGUUAAUUGGCAUGUACUCCAUCCUAUAAGGUCGUAGGCUUGAUCUCCUAUCUUCGUAAUUGUCUUUAAAAAAGAAAAAAAGAGAGAACAAAAGAACAAAAUUUUCUUCAUCAGAAUACCAAUCAACAUUGACAGAUCUCAUGUAUUUGCAUUGCUGUUUCUUAAUAUGUUUGUGUUCUGUUAAAAUAACAUUAAAAUAUGGUGGUGCUAUCAGAGUCCUGACGAUCUUCAUGAAGAAGAAGAUUACAUUCCAGCUAUAGCUAUUGGUCGACCUAAUGUUGGUAAAAGUAGUAAUUUGAAUGCUUUGGUCGGAGAGGACAGAACAAUUGUCAGCCCAAUCAGUGGAACUACCCGUGAUGCUAUUGAUACUGAAUUUACAGGACAAGAUGGUCAGGAUUAUAGCUGCUGCUAGUGCAGUUGAAAAGGAGAGAUCUAGAAGGCUAACUACUUCCAUACUAAAUCAAGUACUACAGGAAGCAUUAGCUUUUAAGGCACCCCCAAGGACCAGGGGUGGCAAGAGAGGACGUGUCUACUACUGCACGCAGGCUGCUAUAAGGCCACCCACGUUCGUUUUCUUUGUAAAUGAUGCAAAGCUUUUCCCUGAGACAUAUCGGCGGUACAUAGAGAAGCAACUGCGUGAAGAUACAGGUUUUCCUGGAACACCGAUUCGGCUUCUUUGGCGAAGUAGAAGAAAAAUGGAGAGGGGUGAAGCUAAGGGUACGACAAAGGCACAUACUAAUCUGAUACAACGAGAUAGAGAAGUUUCUUUCACAAUAUGAGUACAUGGGUAAAGAUAUAAGUUCUUUGUGCCUUCUUGCAAGAGUGACUUUUCGUUGGACGCAACUUUUCGUGAUUUUAAAGUGGUCAAAAUUAAUUUUUAAAAGUUUAAAAUCACUUCAAAACAUAUUUAAAAGCUCAAAAUCAAUUUAAUAUUUAAUUCUACAGCUUUAAAUGCAAUUUAUACUAUUAUGAUUGAUUUAAAAUGAUUAAAAACAUGUCUCGAAAUGGUUCAAAACAUAUUUAAAAGCUCAAAAUCAAUUUAAUAUUUAAUUCUACAGCUUUAAAUGCAAUUUAUACUAUUAUGAUUGAUUUAAAAUGAUUAAAAACAUGUCUCGAAAUGGUUCAAAACAUAUUUAAAAGCUCAAAAUCAAUUUAAUAUUUAAUUCUACAGCUUUAAAUGCAAUUUAUACUAUUAUGAUUGAUUUAAAAUGAUUAAAAACAUGUCUCGAAAUGGUUCAAAACAUAUUUAAAAGCUCAAAAUCAAUUUAAUAUUUAAUUCUACAGCUUUAAAUGCAAUUUAUACUAUUAUGAUUGAUUUAAAAUGAUUAAAAACAUGUCUCGAAAUGGUUUUGAAAAUGACGGAAUUACUUCCAUGCUCUUAUUUGAAUUGUUUAUUGGUGGAAGGAUAAGUACGAGCAAAUAUUUCAAGGCUUCCAAGUAUGGUAACUUUUUCCCCAUUAUUUUUAGAUUCAAUGUUAUGGUUCAAAGUAAAAUAGGUGCAUCUUUUCUAAAUUUGGCCUUCUGAUUGCACGGUAGUUUUAGUCAAUGGAAAAGUAGCUCAAGUAAUAAAUGAAUGAACUACAACUGCACCAAUGGGAAUGAAACUGUGUCAAAUGCGGCCCUCUGUUUGAUAAAAGACGAGAGCCACCUUGAGAUGUAUUGAAAAUAUAGAAACUAGAGUUCCCUAAGUUGAAGUAAUUUUUAAACUCAAUCUUUAUUAUAAUUUCUCUAAUGAAAAUUAGAGCCUACGAUAGAUUCUAAAGUUUAGUUUUAAAAAAUGUUAAAAUCGAUAAAUAAUAAAAUUUAUCAUAACUCACAUGACAUGUACAUGAUCACGAAUUUUUAAAUCCUUGUUUAGUUCGUGGUUUUUGUUAUUGAUGAAACUACAAAUACAUGAUAAGUGUAGAAUCAUAAACAAUGAUGGAGUUCUUGAUAGCUUAGUUUUUCACUUUCUUUCUAACCGAUCCAUUUGAAAAACUUAAAAUAAUCGUUUUUCUCAAAAUAACUGCCAUUCCUGAUUUUCCGUACGUAGUUAACUUUUUAAUCUAAAUUUUAUUAUUAAUUUAGACUCAAUUUAACCACUAUUCGGAUUAAUUUCACCUGAAUUAAAUAUCUAAAUUUUUCUAUCAAAUUUAUA